UGAAAUUUACCAAUAAUUAUGCCUUUCUAAGAUGAAAUUCCUGGCAAGUUUGACCGAGGUGGUCAUGUAAUCGUUUUCCAACGCUCUGUCUGCCAUUUGGCCCAAUUAUAUUAAAAUGGACGCCGAAGAAUGCAGUUCUUGUGUUGAUCCAUCCACUAUCCCAAGUUCCAUCAAGCAUUAGACCAACUCAAAACGCAUCCCACGGGCUCAUUGUCAUUUCCAAGAUGCCAUCAUACGCCGUAGUAGGUGCUUCGCGAGGUCUCGGGUACGGUCUCCUGAAGCAAUUAUCUGCCGACCCGGACAAUGUCGUGUUUGGUGUUGUUCGCGGCGUCGAGGCUUUUCGAGAGAAGAUAUCCAAGGAUGUUCCAUCGCGCAAAAACAUCCACGCGGUCUAUGGGGAUCUCGCUGACCUCGCAUCCCUGAGGGCCGCCGCUGAUGCUGUCUCAGCCGUAACUGGUGGCAGUCUCGAUGUCCUCAUUGCAAAUGCUGCUUUCAUCGCGGCCGACUUUGAUGUCAUAGUUAAGCCAGGGCAAGACUGGGACAUAUUCGAUAAGACCACGCUGGAUUCCUUCAAAAUCAACGCCCUUGGUAAUAUCCACUUGAUGAGCGUGUUCACGCCGCUAAUCCAGAAGGGCCACCUGAAAAAGAUCGUCGCCAUCUCGUCCGGCAUGGGAGACAUCAACUUUACCGUCGAGGCGAAUGUUCGUUUCCAAGCUCCAUACUCCAUCUCCAAGGCGGCACUAAACAUGGCCAUUGCAAAAUUCCACGUCCAGUACCGCAAGGAGGGGAUACUGUUCAUGGGAAUUUCGCCCGGCGUGGUUGAUACAGGCGUCUAUGACCACUUCGACGUAACGGAUCCCCACGUACAGGCAGGGUCGCAGGAGAUGAUGACGACCAUGAAAAACUACGCUCCGCAUUGGGAAGGGCCGAUCUCGCCAGAGGAGUCUGCAAGCAAAGUGCUUGAAGUUGUGGAUAAUGCAACAAUCGAGGCAAAUGGCGGCCUGAUGGUGUCGCACCUUGGAACAAAGCGUUGGCUUUAGCUGGAAUUGCUACCGGACUCGUCAAACCGUGUCAGAUAGAGCUUAGAGAG
Phialemonium atrogriseum is the source of this 1090-nucleotide messenger RNA. Its product is annotated as putative short chain dehydrogenase. Bases 225 to 1040 code for a protein of 271 amino acids. The record is from RefSeq and is a predicted model, not a curated record. The transcript has 5 exons. Lineage: Eukaryota; Fungi; Ascomycota; Sordariomycetes; Cephalothecales; Cephalothecaceae. Gene Ontology annotation, molecular function: oxidoreductase activity, acting on the CH-OH group of donors, NAD or NADP as acceptor.